This is a messenger RNA of Penicillium arizonense, 411 nucleotides long. Its product is annotated as tubulin-binding prefolding complex subunit GIM3. Gene Ontology annotation, biological process: protein folding. Bases 1 to 411 code for a protein of 136 amino acids. The transcript has 4 exons. Lineage: Eukaryota; Fungi; Ascomycota; Eurotiomycetes; Eurotiales; Aspergillaceae. Gene Ontology annotation, cellular component: cytoplasm; prefoldin complex. The record is from RefSeq and is a predicted model, not a curated record.
AUGGUGCAACCACGCAUGCUCUCAAAAGCCGAUGAGGCGACAGCCGGCGACGAGAAUGAAGUCCGCCGCGAAGACCAGGAGAAGAUCAAUCGUUUUUCGCGGCUGCAUCAGCGGGAGACUUUGCUUGAGGAGCAGUUGAAGGGGAAGCAGAAGGAUAAGGAGGAUCUAGAGGAGGUUUCGAUGGAGCUUGAACUUGCUGAUGAGGACGAGCUUGUCCCUUACAAAAUCGGUGACUCUUUCUUCCAACUACCUCUACCCGAUGCGCAGAGCAUGCUCUCCGCAUCCACAGAGCAAAUCGACACCGACGUGUCCAAGCUAGAGGAUACGCUGGGUGAAUUGCGCGAGGAGCUGCAGCAGCUCAAGGUUGCCUUGUAUGCUCGCUUCGGAAGGAGCAUUAACCUGGAGACUUAA